This is a messenger RNA of Mycena citricolor, 1731 nucleotides long. Lineage: Eukaryota; Fungi; Basidiomycota; Agaricomycetes; Agaricales; Mycenaceae. The record is from the annotation of a GenBank genome assembly.
ACGUGAUCUUCCUACACAAUCGCCAUUUUGGGCUGCUUACUCAGCAUUCAUUGCUUUUCCUCUUCGUCCAUCCCUAAACAACUUAUGUCUGGUAUCUGUAGACCGCGCCUCGCCGAGGAGAGGAAGCAGUGGAGGAAAGACCAUCCGUUUGGAUUCUAUGCCAAGCCGUCGAAAGCGGCCGACGGCUCGAUGAACCUAAUGGAAUGGGAGGUAGGGAUUCCAGGCAAGGCAGAUACCCCUUGGGACGGCGGUCUUUAUAAACUGGUCAUGAUCUUCCCUGAAGACUAUCCGUCUAAACCUCCGAAAUGCAAAUUCUCACCACCCUUGUUCCAUCCUAACGUUUAUCCCUCUGGAACUGUCUGCCUUUCUAUCUUGGAUGAGGAGAAGUCAUGGAAGCCCGCUAUCACCAUCAAGCAGAUAUUGCUUGGAAUUCAAGAUCUACUCAAUGACCCUAACGUCAACGAUCCCGCCCAAAGUGAGGCAUAUACGAUGUUCAAGAACGACAAAGUUGCGUACGAGAAGCGCAUUCGACAACAGGCUCGAGAGAACAUCCCCAAGUAAUGUCUCAUUCUCGUUCGGUAGCUUUCCACAUCCUCCUUGUAUCUCAUCUGUUGAAUAUUCAUCCAUUUAAACCUGUAUGUGCUCUUUAUCAUACUGCACUGUAUCUGGACAAAGUUGCGAUGGAGACAAAUGGCCUCAUCCGUACUUCCUUUCGAACCCCAGUUCCGUAACUGCGCAACCCCCUUUUCAUUUCUUUCUCCGAACCAUGACGUCCAACACAACAUUCAUCAACGUCCAUACUCCCUCGUCGUCGUUUGCGAUCGUGCACUCGUUGACGCAAGAGAGUCUGCCUGAUCUUUUUGACAAGCUUAGUCGCAAGGCGGGUACUGGGUAUACUGGGGAGCGCAUCGGACAAGGGUGGCUCAAAUACGAGUUUGCGGACGCUGUCUGGAAUCUGGAUGACGACGCCGACUACACGAUCUUCAUAUGGCGCCAACAGCAGCGCCAGCAUUCCUCUUCCGAAGUCGCCUCGACUUCCACGGCAACUACAGACCAAGCAGAGGCGGGGCCGACUCUGCACUUGCACGACCCGACGGCACCUCUCCCCUCGCCGCCUGCAUACCUCAACCCAUCGUACUACGUCUUCCGUCCUUCCCGCGCGAGCCAUCCGUCCGGGACAGAGUCUGAGCGCUCUUCGCCCCGCCCUCGGAGCUCCAAGUCGCGCAAGAGCAAAGCGAGCAAACGCACCGUGCACGCGCCGCCGGCCGACGGCACGCCCGCGUUCAGGAAGGAGUUCGAGAAGUUCCACGGCGAGAACGGUGUGAGGACGGUCCUUGGAAGCAUAGGGCCCGUCAAAGACGUGCGGAUGCUACUUAAAGCGGGGUAUCGGCAUGUUUACAUCUCCCGCAAAUUCGCGGUGGAGCAUGGCUUCAUCCCUGCAGAUGCCGCUCCGGGGCAUUAUGGAUAUGGCGGAUUGGUGAACAUCGGAACUUGGCCGAUCACUUGGUGUCCUCCUCGCAGCCUUCGACGCAUCCAAACGCACCGCCUGCUCAUCAGGACUCUGGCCGCAACCCCAAUGGCAAGAAACACAAACCCACACUCGUCCAGGUGUAUCUUUCAGAGGAACCGCACUUCGAUGUCGUUCUCGGCCGAUCAUUCUGGGAAAAACGCCAAAUACAGAUAAGUUCCGUCGAUCCGACCGAUGUGGUCUGUUUGGAUACCGGUGAGAAA